Molecule: messenger RNA, 1806 nt
Organism: Bipolaris sorokiniana ND90Pr
Lineage: Eukaryota; Fungi; Ascomycota; Dothideomycetes; Pleosporales; Pleosporaceae
Exons: 1
Coding region: 1-1806 (601 amino acids)
Biological process (GO): lipid metabolic process
Source: RefSeq, a predicted model, not a curated record
AUGUAUCCGCACGACCAUGCACCACCGGUCCAGGCUACCCCUCACAGCCAGCCCCAGUAUAUACCACAUCAGCGCUCCUAUUCCCAAUCUACUGUCACAUCACCGCCAUUAUACCACAGCUACUCUGCGAGCCCGCCUGAGCGCUCAGAUUACGGACAGAUGCCCGGAGCUUAUCCUCAAGAUGUACCGCGUUAUUGGUCUCCUCCACCACAGCCUGUUCAGCCUUAUGCCAGCCAAUCCACUAUCCGCUUUGCUUCCCCACCACCUCCUGAGUCUCGCGGCCAGGGUCCUUUCCAGCAGCAAUGGGAUAGUCUUGACCGCAUGGCUACGAGGUCUUUUACCAAUCUGCGUGACACGGCUGGAAAGGGAAUGAACAAGCUGACUACCAACUGCAUCGAGCGGCCUACAGCUGCUGUCGCGACCAAGAGCAUGCAGACUUUGUGCCGUGGGGCAGCGUUAUACGACGUCAUUACCUCAAAGUUCGACUCUGUUAUUACUAGUAUCGAUGACGAACAGUUCAGCGGUAAAGAGCAAGAUUUGAUGAUGGAGUUUGGUGACCAGAUGGACUACGAGGAGCCCGUGAAAACGAGCCCGCCGCUUGGCGGAGGUAGACGUCAUGGUCGGGAAGAGGUUUCUCCCAAGCCUGGUAGUGACAAAGGAUCAAACCAUUUCUCAAAAGUAUGGCUUUACUCCAACUCACGCCUGCCACCGCAUUUACCCCCUUUUAAAGUGUAUCUCCCGACGUAUCCCUUGUUGUGCUUGGCGGCAACGUACUCUGAAAAGGCGUACCUACCUCCCGGUACCAAGAAGAGCUCUGAAAUGGAGACACACAUCCCUGCCGACUGGCGUAGCGGCACCAAAGCCAUGGUCCUAAAGUCUAUACCCGUUGAAGAGCUGAACACGAUCGUGUUUGCUAUUCGCGGAAGUCAGACAUUCAUGGACUGGGCUGUCAACUACAACUCUGCGCCAAGCAGUCCGGCCAAGUUUCUCGAUGACCCGGGAAACUUAUGUCACGCGGGCUUCCUCUAUGUCGCAAAAAAGAUGAUCAAGCCAGUCGCAGAGCGGCUCAAGGUCUUGCUACAAGAGAAUCCUGCGCGCUCUAAUUGUAGUCUGCUCAUUACCGGCCACUCCGCAGGCGGAGCGGUCGCCGCGUUGCUAUACGCGCACAUGAUGAGCACCAAGGUUGAGUCUGAACUCAGCUACCUCACUAGCUUCUUCAAGCGGGUGCACUGCAUCACUUUUGGUGCGCCGCCAGUCAGUCUGCGGCCGCUCAAGAAGCCCGAAGACAAGCGGCACCGAAAGAGUCUUUUCUACAGCUUCAUCAACGAAGGUGACCCUAUACCGAGAGCUGACAAGAGCGUGCUCCGAAGCCUGCUCAAGCUGUACGCCAGUCCUGCACCCACCACGGCCUCGAGCUCUGGCUCUGCAACGGCGUCGUCGUCCAGAACCAAUGUCUCGCGCUCACAUUCUUCAUCCCCGCCAAAAUCCAGAUCCAAACAUGGCUUUGCUGCACGACUCUCACGAGGAUCAAAAAUCUCGUUGGAAACAAACAAUACCCAAUCGUCUUCGUCUUCUUCACUGCCCGCUUGGCCAAUCCCGCCCUGCACCCUGUCGCCUGCGGGCCGACUCGUCGUAUUGCGGCAGAGAGUAGGGACCAGGAGCGAGGACGACGUCGAAGCCGUGACAGUGGACGAUGAGAUGCUGAGGAAAGUUGUGUAUGGAGAUUUGCUCAAGCACCAGAUGACGACUUACAAGAAGCGCAUCGAGGGUGUUGCUGUUCGCGCCGUUACCGCAAACGGUGUUUGA